Magnolia sinica is the source of this 776-nucleotide messenger RNA. RefSeq names its product 21 kDa protein-like. The coding region runs from base 67 to 714 and encodes 215 amino acids. NCBI's taxonomy places the organism in Eukaryota, Viridiplantae, Streptophyta, Magnoliopsida, Magnoliales, Magnoliaceae. Gene Ontology annotation, biological process: negative regulation of catalytic activity. Gene Ontology annotation, molecular function: enzyme inhibitor activity. The transcript has a single exon. The record is from RefSeq and is a predicted model, not a curated record.
AUUCCCCACCCUUCAUCACCAUUACUACCCAUUUCCAUUGUUGUUGUUGUAAGAGAUUCAAUAGAGAUGGAAAAUUACCGUAGCAGCAGCAGCUCAUAUGCUCCUUAUACUCUUAUUGCAGCUAUGCUCUCGCUACUCGUCUGCUCAGCCGCACAAACCAUUGAUGGACAAACCAACGCUGAGUUCAUCAAUUCAGAUGGACAAACCAACGCCGACUUCAUCAAAUCAUCUUGCAAAGUAACAAGGUAUCCUCGUGUCUGCUUCGACUCUUUAUCCGUCUACGCAAACACCAUCCAAACAAGCCCACAGCGAUUAGCUCAAGCCGCGUUGUCUGUGAGCCUAGCUAGCGCCCAAUCGACUAAGACCAUGAUGUCCCGUUUGUUGAAAGGGCGUGGCAUGAAUCCCAGAGAGAUGGGCGCCCUUCGGGACUGCAUCGAGAACAUCGGCGAUUCGAUCGAUGAGGUGAAGAAGUCGAUUGAGGAGAUGAGCCACCUUAGCGAUCCCGAUUUCGAAUUCCAUAAGGAGAAUAUCCAAACGUGGGUGAGCGCGGCAUUGACAGAUGAGGACACAUGUACGGAUGGCUUUGCGGGAAAUGGCAUGAAUGGGAAUGUGAAGAGCGCAAUCACAAGCCGUGUUGUGAAUCUGUCUCAUCUAACAAGCAAUGCUUUGGCGCUUAUCAAUAGCCUUACUUCCACUCAACCUACUUCUCGUUAAUUUUCUUCUAGUUUCUAUAUUUUUAUUAUGAAAAUAUUGUAUUGAUAUGGUUGUUAUCUCCA